Malassezia sympodialis ATCC 42132 is the source of this 1647-nucleotide messenger RNA. It is a transcript of the gene NMD3, whose product is annotated as ribosome-binding protein NMD3. Gene Ontology annotation, cellular component: nucleus; cytoplasm. Gene Ontology annotation, biological process: ribosomal large subunit export from nucleus. NCBI's taxonomy places the organism in Eukaryota, Fungi, Basidiomycota, Malasseziomycetes, Malasseziales, Malasseziaceae. Gene Ontology annotation, molecular function: ribosomal large subunit binding. The record is from RefSeq and is a predicted model, not a curated record.
AUGGAGUACCACGCGCCGGCGCCACAGCGCAUGGUGCUGUGUGCCGAUUGUGGUGUACCUAUUGAGCCGAACAAUGCGAAUCUCUGUGUGAACUGCCUGCGCAACUCGAUUGAUAUUACGGAGCUGAUUCCGAAGCAGGCGACGAUCAACUUUUGCCGCAACUGCGAGCGCUACCUGAACCCGCCGAGCACCUGGGUGAUUGCGCAGCUCGAGUCGCGUGAGCUGCUGGCGAUAUGCCUGAAGAAGCUCAAGGGUCUCAAGUCAGUGCGUUUGAUUGACGCCAACUUCAUCUGGACGGAGCCGCACAGCAAGCGUUUGCGGGUGAAGCUGACUGUGCAGAAGGAGGUGUUCACGUCGACCAUCUUGCAGCAAGUCUUUGAGGUGGAGUUCGUGGUGCAGUACGGCCAGUGCCCCGACUGCACACGACUCGCUGCAAAGAACAUGUGGAAGGCGUCUGUGCAGGUGCGCCAAAAGGUGGCGCACAAGCGCACCUUUUUGUACUUGGAGCAGCUGAUCCUCAAGUACAAUGCGCACCGCGAGACUGUAUCGGUGCUAGAGAAGAAGGAUGGCCUCGACUUUUUCUAUACGCAGCGUGCGCAUGCGAUCCGCAUGUGUGAGUUUCUUGCGAGUGUGGUGCCGACGCGGGUGACCAAGUCGGAGCAGCUAAUCAGCAUGGACGUGCAUACGAGCGCGAGCAACUACAAGUUCACGUACAGUGUGGAGAUCGUGCCACUGUGCAAGGACGAUCUGAUCUGCCUGCCGCUGCCGAUAGCGCGCUCGCUCGGGCACAUUGGGCAGUUUGUGCUGCCGUUCCGUGUGAGCAACGUGAUCAAGCUGAUCGACCCCGUGUCGCUGCAGCUCGCGGAUCUCACCGCGGAAAAGUACUGGCGCGAGCCGUUCCCGGCGCUCUGCACGAUACCCGAGAUGGUCGAGUUCCUGGUGCUCGACAUUGAGCCGACCGGUGAGACGGCGCACGGCCCCCACGGGCAGAGCAUGCCCAAGUUUGCGGGUGCGGAGGCGCAAGUGUCGCCGAUGAACUCGACGUCGUUUGGUGAUGCGGACGCGGUCUUCCAUGUGCGCACGCACCUGGGCAACAUUUUGCAGCCGGGCGACACAGUGAUGGGCUACUACCUCGCCACAGCCAACUUCAACUCGCCCGAGUGGGACGCCGUGCCCGAAUCGCGGCGGCCGGACGUGGUGCUUGUGAAGAAGAGCUACCCCGAGCGCAAGCGCCGCUCGAAGCGCACGUGGAAGCUGAAGAGUAUCGCGAAGGAGGCCGAGGACCCGAAUGCGGACGAGAACGCGGUUGGCCGCGGCGCCCUGGGUCGCCGCGGCGGUCUGGACUCGCAGCGUGUCGAGCGCGACUAUGAACUGUUCUUGCGCGAGCUCGAGGAGGACGAGGAGAUGCGCUCGAACGUGAACCUGUACAAAGACCGCGAGCGCAUCGCGCACGAGGAGGCGAAGAAGGCGCGCCGCGCCCUCGCGUACCGCGAGCCGCAGGACAUGGACGAGGACGGCGCCGACGAGGUGGGCGACGACGGCGCGACCACCGACAACGAAAGCGAGUACGGCUCGGACAGCGAGCUCCCGCGCGUGCAGCUGGACGAGUUGCUCGACGACAUGGACGAGAUGGCCAUUGAGGAAUAG